GGGACUCAAACGUCGGCGGCUUGUCGCGGAUACUAAAGAUUGAUACCGAGAACUGAUAGAUAUUGUAUGAGCUUGUUGAAUUUGAGAUUUAGAGGAGUUGUUCUGAGAUGUGUUCAAAUUUCAUGGUUACUACUUGAGGAUUGUGUAACAGCCAACAAAACUCACGCUCAAGCCCACGUUGGGCAACAGGAUCAAAAGCUCUUCCAUCGCGCAUUAAACACCAAAAGUCACAUUAUAACAACAACGAUAUACAAAAACACAGUCUUGAUAACUUUACCGCCCGUUGAUUAAAGCCGUCUCAACACUAGACUCUUCCUCCCCCGCAAUGCUCUCCAUUCUCCAUGACUUAGACGCCAUCUUCCCCACGCCGACGUUUGCCGCUCACCGGGAACUCUGUUCCUCACCCAAUCCCUUUGCAUAGUUAUCGCGGUCUUAUCAUGACGAGGACUCUGCAGGUCACCCUAGUAAACUGAUUCAGCCCAUAUACAGGCACGGCUCUCCAGGGUGAUCACCGUUUGCCAGCUCCUCCAACGGCAUAGACCGGCUUUAACUUAUACCCAAAUUCUACGGCCAACACCAAC
Messenger RNA from Fusarium redolens, 581 nucleotides. RefSeq lists its product as uncharacterized. The transcript has a single exon. The record is from RefSeq and is a predicted model, not a curated record. Lineage: Eukaryota; Fungi; Ascomycota; Sordariomycetes; Hypocreales; Nectriaceae. The annotation marks the transcript as partial.